AUGCAGACGGAAAAGAUGAAAUGCUCAUAUCUCCUUAGCAGGGCUUUCACUCCCACUCCACUUAUGGGGGUUAAAGAGGUAGAAGAUAAAAUGCUGAAGUCGACACAGGACCGUUUGUAUGACCAGGCCGCCAGAGUCAUCCAAAGAACGUGGAGGAGACAUGCAAACAUUGUUGUUUUCAAAUACUUCAAGAAUCUCAUAACCUUUAGGAAUCAAGGCGAUCCAAGUCUCCUGCUCAAAUUUGUCAAUCCCAGAGAGGCUGAUCUUUUGGAUGCUGCUUCAGGAGUCUACAUGCGAUUCAGACUGGGUGGAACAAGCUUUCCCCCAAAUAUCUACUAUAAAAUCUUCACACACCGGCCAAUCGUGGACAUGUGCGCCAACAGCCCCAAAGACUACACACAUGUCGGCCAAAAGAGAGCCGUCGCACAGCAGGUUCAUAACGGCCUGCCGCUGGUCCCGGAUGACCGUUCGGGUUGGUACCGUCGGGUGGAGAACAAUGGCUGGAGGCUGCUCUCUGGCAAGAUUUGCCUACUUGGCGACCCCAUUACUCAAGACACAAGUUGCAAGAGAACUGAUUUCCAUCACUGCAAACUCAUUCGACGGCAAGACGCUGAGAGGAAAAAGAAAAACCGAAAAAUUGAGUGGAUGAGAAAAAUGUAUGAUGUAGGAGCUCUGCACACUCACACUGAGCACGGAGACAGAGCAGUGGUGGAGCUGGUGGAGACUUCAGCCAAGGGUAUGACAUGUGCGCUUGAGCAACUCGGACCUGACGCCAGGCUAGACUGGGAGGUAGACGAGCUGAUCGGAUGGACCAGUGCUCUCGACUUUGAUGAGUAUAUAAAAGAAUGGAAUCUUAUGGGGACAAGUAAAUCUUCCAUGCUUCAGAAAGAAAAGCAGCAGGUCCUCUCGGCACUCGACCCUCUACAGUUCUCCCAGGCCACACAGGAUAAAAUCGUGUAAUCCUCCCUGCUCACGUCUUCAGCCUGAAUCAGUCAUAAUACUUAAGAGGUGUCAUCUGAGAGUGCAUCAUGUAAUACAUUAU
Messenger RNA from Clarias gariepinus (North African catfish), 1042 nucleotides. RefSeq names its product chromosome 26 C11orf65 homolog (gene c26h11orf65). The coding region runs from base 1 to 960 and encodes 319 amino acids. The record is from RefSeq and is a predicted model, not a curated record. Lineage: Eukaryota; Metazoa; Chordata; Actinopteri; Siluriformes; Clariidae. The transcript is spliced from 9 exons.